This is a messenger RNA of Impatiens glandulifera, 1336 nucleotides long. Its product is annotated as protein SRC2 homolog. Gene Ontology annotation, biological process: defense response. The transcript has a single exon. The record is from RefSeq and is a predicted model, not a curated record. The coding region runs from base 181 to 1110 and encodes 309 amino acids. Lineage: Eukaryota; Viridiplantae; Streptophyta; Magnoliopsida; Ericales; Balsaminaceae.
GAGAAUUGGACAUGAACAUGAAUGUAAUUCCACACUUAUCUUCAAAUUCAAUGGCAAACUUUAUUCAAAUGAACCUCAUCUACAAUACCACCAGUUACCACCUAUAUAAACACAAUUAUAAGUCCAAAUACAAACCACCCUUCUCCUCUUAACAACUCCAUCAAAAUUUUCAAAAAAAGCAUGGCCAACCGUGAAGUCGAGAUCACCAUCACGUCCGCCAAGGAUCUGAAGAACGUCAACUGGCGCCACGGCCGUCUCAAGCCAUAUGCGGUCGUGUGGAUUGACCGUAACAACAAGUCAUCCACACGAGUGGAUGAAGAGUCUGAUACCUUCCCUUAUUGGGACCAAACCUUGACCAUUCCUCUAAAUGCUCCUAUUGAUGACUCCACUCUAUACAUCGAUAUUGUCCAUGCUGGCGCCUCUGAUGACACCAAGCCUCUUAUAGGCUCAGCUCGUCUUAAUCUUCGGGACGUUGGAUUUGAUCAGCAUGCCACACGCACGCUCGAUCUUAAGAGACCCUCGGGCCGCCCCCAGGGCAAGCUCGAGGUUAAAGUCUCUGUUCGAGAUCGUCGCUAUAAUGCCCCUGACCCGUACUAUGCCCCAACUUACGGGUCAGGCGCCUUGUCAAGAGACUACACUUCGCCACCUGGACCUUACGGAGGUCAGUACGGUCAACCCCAGUCUGGCUAUGGGCAGCAGUAUGGUCAACCCCAGCCUGGCUAUGGGCAGCCCUACAGUCAGCCCCAGCCAGGAUAUGGGCAGCCCCAACCUGGAUACGGGCAGUCCCAGCCAGGAUAUGGGCAGCCCCAGCCUGGAUACGGGCAGCCUCAACCUGGAUAUGGGCAGCCUCAGCCUGGAUAUGGGCAGCCUGGGAAUUAUAGUGGGCAAUUACCCGUGCAAGAAACAAAAAAGGGAAGUAAGUUUGGAGGGAUUGGGACAGGGCUGGCUGUGGGUGCGGUUGCAGGGGUGUUAGGAGGAUUGGCGCUGGCAGAGGGAGCGGAUUAUAUGGAGAAUAAGAUUGCAGAUAAAGUGGCGGAGAAGGUGGAGGAAGACAACUAUGAUGAUGAUGAUGGCGAUGAUGAUAGCGGAAAUGGUGGUGAUGAUUGGUAGAGAUCAUGAAAAAGAAACAGGGAAAUUGCUAGGGCGUGUGAUUUUCCUUGUUCCAUUAAUAAAUUAACGUCUAUGUAAUUCUCAUUUUGUUUUUUCCUGAAAAUCGAUGAAGAUGAAGGAUCGUUUAGGGUUAAACGACAUAGCCAACUGAGAUAAGGACGACGAAUUCUCUGCAUGUUUAUGUUCUUCAUUAUCUUCUAAGAAUUAUAAAAUUAGCCUUUUUUAA